AUUCAUUACUCUCUCUCACAAGUAUAUACUAACUACCCUCUCUUCUUCCCCUUGUAUAUUUUCUUGUCCAAUUCAAUACAGGAUGGCAUCUUCCAUGAGUAACCUUCUCGCUAUUGAUUUUAAACGGACAGAGCCACUCUCAAUGACAAAGAGUCUUAGCGACUAUAUCUCCACAUCCUAUGCGGAGCAUCCAGAUAUCUACCAGGAUGACUUUCGUGUCCUUGAUGAGCUUAGAGCUGAUAUCGUCAACCUUGAGCCUCACCUUAAUGCUCUCAACCGCCUGUUAAAGUACCAUGCACAGCUUGUGUUUAUCAGUUCCAAAUUUCCUAUUGAUACAGGUGUUGAAUUCUCCUGGGCACUCGUCAACAGUACCGACAAAAAGAUGUACUCCUUCAGAAACAUGUAUUACGAACGAGCAUGCAUUUGCUUCAACAUCGGGGCUAUGUAUAGUCAGCUCGGCAACAAUGAGAAUAGAAGCACAGUCGAAGGACUAAAGCGUGCUUGUUCCUAUUUCCAAAAUUCCGCAGGAACAUUUCAACAUUUACGGGAUACGAUUAUUCCAGAACUGAGGAUUGCUCCAACUGUCGAUAUCUCCACAGCCUCCCUGACAGUUUAUAUCCAACUUAUGCUUGCACAGGCACAAGAAUGUUUCUGGCAGAAAGGCGCAUUAGAUCAGAUUAAGGAUGGGCUAAUCGCUAAACUAGCAGCCAAAGUUGCUGAUUACUAUACAGCAGCAAACGAAGGGGCAACCCAUUCAAGUGUUUCCUCCCUAUUCACUACACCAUGGACAAGCCAAAUGCAGGCCAAGGCUUUUCAUUUUAACGCUGUAUCUCAGUACAGAAAGUCAUGCGAAUGCAUAUCUCAAAAUAAAUAUGGCGAGGAAAUUGCGCGACUUCAGAUUGCUGAACGGCUUGUUAGCUCAGGACUCGAUCUACAGAGGAACCUCAGGGAAACGGUCGUAAGCGAUCUACGUUCGUUGCAAUCCGCCAUUCAUCGUAACCUCUCGAGGGCAGAGAAAGAUAAUGACAUCAUUUAUUUGGAACCUAUUCCUGCAGAGACCGCACUGGCGUCAAUUGGGCGUGUGGAUAUGAGCAAGGCAACUAUCAUUCCAGAAAUAUCAAACCCUGUUCCACUAAUGAAUGAGCAUAAUAUAUUGUUGGGUGUCCCAUUGUUCUCGAGACUGGUUCCGUUUGCAGUCCAUCAAGCAGCGAGUGUUUAUACAGAGCGCAAGGAGAGGCUCGUGAAAGAAGACAUUGGAGGAAAGUUUGAUGAAUUGACAGGUAUUUUUUAUAGUCAAAUGCAAGCGCUAAAUCUGCCCGGAGCUCUUCAAGCACUUGAGCAGCCCAUCGGAUUGCCGCCCUCUCUUCUGUCCCAUAUUGAUGAAAUACAUGCUGAAGGGGGUACCCGAACGCUAAAUGAAAUGGUUCAGACUGUUCGGACUCUUUCACAUCAAAAUGCAGCCAUAUUAGAUGAAAUCUUUGGAGCAUUACAGCAAGAAGCUGAUGAAGACGAAGCAAUGAGGCGAAAGUUCCAAGGACGUUGGAACCGCCCUACAUCAGCGUCUCUGACAGUUAACCUCGUGGAACAGGGGAAGAGGUACAGAGACACCCUUGAAACUGCUAAAAAAAGCGAUCAGAUUGUUAGAAAUAAAAUGGAGGCGCUAAUGACAACAUGGGGGCGCUCAUUGGAGCUGCUCGGCAGUGGUAGGGUUGAAGUGGAACGCGCUGUGCCUAAUACAAUUAAUGCGCCGGGCUCUUCAGAUCCCGAAAUUGUAUACGACUUGAAGAUGUUGUUAGAAGAGGCUGAUCAGAUGAUCAAGGCGCGAAGGAUUAAAUUAGAUGAGGUCAAGAGGAUUGCGGAUGAGGACGAUAUAGGCCCAUCUUUAGUGGCUAUUACUAAUAAGUUAACAGCCAACUCAUCUGCAGUCAAAAUUGAACCUGCUCAUUUUGAAGCGCAUUUUCAGGAGCAACUCAAAAAGUACGACGGAUAUAAGGCGCUAGUUAAAGAGGAAACAGCUGCACAAGAGGAUCUUUUGAUGGCUAUCCAGGAAAUAAAUAAGGCUUUUGUCGCAUCCAGAAAAAGUAGCCCAGUUGUACAUCAACGAGAGAAAGCUCUUCAAAAUCUGGAAGCAGCAUAUCAAAAGUAUAAGGCAAUACUGCUGAACCUCAAGGAAGGAAUGCAGUUCCAUCGCGAUUUUGAAAAGAUUUUAGUACGCCUGCGCGAUAACUGCCGCGAUUAUCUUCUCGCCCGCGAGAUGGAAGCCAAAGAUUAUUUGAGUGAGGUGACCGCUGGAAUAUCAUCCAUCAAUUUAAAUCGCUCACAGCCGCAAAGCCCUGUGCACGGUUCUCCUUAUGAUGUAGCCAGCGCGCCUCCUCAAUCCUAUGAUUUUCAACCUGGGUCCGGGAAGUGGAGUCCAAGUCUUGGUGUACAUUUUGGUGGUCAAGCACCCACUUUACCCCCGGAAGUAACGCAGGGGCAAAUCGGGUCGUUUAGUCAUAACAGCGCUACAUUCAGUCCCUAUGAAGAUGCACCGGUGGGUCCGCCAUCUCAACCGCAGCCAAAUUUUGCACAACAUCUUCGGCAACAGUUUCAGCAAAAGCAGCCAUCUUCCUUUCAAGGUACAUCAUCACCACAACAACGGCAACAACAGCAGCAACAGCAACAGCAACAAGCUCCGCCGUCUUAUCAAUCCUUGCCCGGAAAUAACAAUGCUCCUACACCAGGCGUAUGGGACCCUAGUAAAGGCUUGUUUUUCGGAGGAAAGCCCAAGAAUUAAAGUCAACAUAUAAAUAAAAAUAAAAUAAAGAAAACCCCUC
Messenger RNA from Lobosporangium transversale, 2816 nucleotides. RefSeq names its product BRO1-like domain-domain-containing protein. Lineage: Eukaryota; Fungi; Mortierellomycota; Mortierellomycetes; Mortierellales; Mortierellaceae. Gene Ontology annotation, cellular component: endosome. Gene Ontology annotation, molecular function: protein binding. The transcript is spliced from 11 exons. The record is from RefSeq and is a predicted model, not a curated record. Bases 83 to 2776 code for a protein of 897 amino acids.